AUGAAGAUUCCAUGGCACCGCGCUUUGGUGACUCGGACAACGACUCGUCAGUCUGGGACCGGUUACGGGGCUGGAGCGUUUCGGAGAAAGAGCGUGUCGUCGUCGGCUGCCGCCGGCUCGGCUCGGGCGGAACUCGCUCGGUACGAUUUGUCCCACGCCGAUUGCAACGUCACGACCAACAUUGCCAGUCGCAUCGGCAAACACUUGCAUAGACGGCCCCUACAUCCGCUGUAUAAUAUCCAGCAACGCAUACAGAAUUACUGGGGCAACGGGUUUCAAGUUUACGAUGAUUUGUCGCCGAUUGUGUCGACCGCAAAUAACUUUGAUCGAUUACGGAUUCCUUCCGAUCACGUGAGUCGCAGCGCCUCUGACACCUACUAUCUCGAUCGGCAAACUGUUUUGAGAACACAUACGUCGGCACAUCAAGUAGAUUUGUUGAGAGCUGGUGCAAAUCAAUUUCUGGUGACCGGUGACGUCUAUCGACGAGAUGAGAUUGAUCGAUCACACUAUCCCGUCUUUCACCAGACCGAAGGUGUCAAAAUGUUUGCAAACGAAGUUCUCAGCGGAAUGUCGGAAACGGAACGCAUCGAUUGGAUUGAGCGAGAUUUGAAACAAGGCUUGGAAGGGCUUGCGGCGCAUCUUUUUGGACCCACCGAAAUGCGCUGGGUCGACGCUUACUUCCCUUUUACCCAUCCAUCCUAUGAGCUCGAAAUUUUAUUCCAGGACGAGUGGUUAGAGGUGUUGGGAUGCGGUGUCAUUCACCCUGACAUUGUGACGAAUGCUGGACGAGUUGGCGAGCAAGGAUGGGCAUUCGGACUGGGUCUGGAGCGUUUGGCCAUGGUGCUCUACGGGAUACCAGACAUUAGACUGUUUUGGACCGAGGAUGCACGAUUUCACGAGCAAUUUGCGUCCGGGGAAAUUGUAACCUUUCAGCCAUACUCCAAGUUUCCUGCAUGUUACAAAGAUAUGAGUUUCUGGAUACAACCCGACUUUCACGUGAAUGAUUUAAAUGAACUGGUCCGAGAUGUGGCUGGUGAUUUGGUGGAACAAGUUGAGCUUAUUGACAAUUUUACCAAUCCGAAAUCUAUGAAAACUUCACAUUGCUACCGGAUUUCGUAUCGCUCCAUGGAUCGUUCUUUGACCAACGAAGAGAUCGAUAAGCUGCAAGAAAAAGUACGAAAUUUGACCGAGAAGCAACUUCACGUAGUGUUGCGAUAAACGUUCCUUUCCCGUCAAAUAAUCAUUCUUGCUCGCAUCUU
Phaeodactylum tricornutum CCAP 1055/1 is the source of this 1259-nucleotide messenger RNA. RefSeq names its product phenylalanyl-trna synthetase class IIc family protein (gene PheRS). The record is from RefSeq and is a predicted model, not a curated record. Gene Ontology annotation, molecular function: ATP binding; tRNA binding; phenylalanine-tRNA ligase activity. Gene Ontology annotation, cellular component: cytoplasm; mitochondrion. Lineage: Eukaryota; Bacillariophyta; Bacillariophyceae; Surirellales; Neidiaceae. The transcript has a single exon. Bases 1 to 1218 code for a protein of 405 amino acids. Gene Ontology annotation, biological process: phenylalanyl-tRNA aminoacylation.